Molecule: messenger RNA, 411 nt
Organism: Aspergillus fijiensis CBS 313.89
Lineage: Eukaryota; Fungi; Ascomycota; Eurotiomycetes; Eurotiales; Aspergillaceae
Exons: 1
Coding region: 133-339 (68 amino acids)
Source: RefSeq, a predicted model, not a curated record
GGUAUAGUUGCGCGAGUAUGGGUGCAGGAAGUCUGCUGUACCUGAUUUCAUCAUGGUUAAACAAAUUCGAGAUCGAACUAUCAGUGUAUCGAUCGCUUGUGUGAUUGCACGAGCCAGAGUAGAUGUGAGUUCAUGUUUGAUGGCAGGGACGUUGCUCGUAUUUAUGUGUGGGAGUUCAGAACAUUCACCUUUGUUCUGAACUUCUGGCUGUACCUCAUGUGUGGGGAGAGAGCGGGGGUGAAAUCGGCAAGCCGAUCGCGUCUGGAGAAGCCGAGGAUGUGGUUGGCUGCCCCCGCCGACGGGGCCGAUCUCCGGGGUCGACUUACAGUGCCUCAGUGAUACUAUGUAACUUGAUAAGUCAUAACACUUCCAGAUCUGAGUAAUCGAAGAUAAGUACAAGAGUGCUAGAGU